Messenger RNA from Epinephelus fuscoguttatus (brown-marbled grouper), 6005 nucleotides. It is a transcript of the gene ppm1bb, whose product is annotated as protein phosphatase, Mg2+/Mn2+ dependent, 1Bb. The record is from RefSeq and is a predicted model, not a curated record. The transcript is spliced from 6 exons. Gene Ontology annotation, biological process: positive regulation of canonical NF-kappaB signal transduction; positive regulation of canonical Wnt signaling pathway; protein dephosphorylation. Gene Ontology annotation, molecular function: magnesium ion binding; protein serine/threonine phosphatase activity; manganese ion binding. Gene Ontology annotation, cellular component: nucleus; cytosol. NCBI's taxonomy places the organism in Eukaryota, Metazoa, Chordata, Actinopteri, Perciformes, Serranidae. The coding region runs from base 398 to 1840 and encodes 480 amino acids.
UUGUUCAGCACCCAAAGUCGAAGGAUAGCUCUGGCCUUUCAAUUGAAGAAAGUGCUAGAUUUGUCAGUGUUGUAUAAUAUAACUAAUUCUCAGUGUCCAUAUUUGUUUUGGAACGAUCGGAAUAGUCUUCAUUUUAUGUGAGAGACAGAACUGGCGUCAAACAUGCGUAAAAAUCAACGCUGUCCAAGCAGGGAACCACCGAGAAAGGAAUUAUCGCCGCUCAUCUGAGGCCAAUCUCGAUUAUUUUUGUCAAAUAAGGAAACAUAACAUAGCUAGCUAGCUAACGUUAGCUCCGUAGAUAGCUAGGUUACCGACAUAUCUUCACACAAGAGCAGAAUCCAGCAGAUAAUCAAGAUUGGAUCUACAUUCGCAACAGCAGGAAAACCUAUAGGCAGCAAUGGGUGCAUUCCUGGACAAGCCGAAGACGGAGAAGCAUAGUGCCCACGGUGAGGGCAAUGGGCUGCGCUAUGGCCUGAGCUCCAUGCAGGGCUGGCGGGUGGAGAUGGAGGACGCCCACACAGCUGUGGUGGGCCUCCCCCAUGGACUCACCGACUGGUCCUUCUUUGCUGUCUAUGAUGGUCACGCAGGCUCCCGGGUGGCCAACUACUGCUCCGGCCACUUGCUGGAACACAUCUUGUCAGGAGGGGCCGACUUCAGUUCUGGAUCUGGCUCCGUGGAGGGCGUGAAGGACGGCAUCCGCUCGGGCUUCCUGAACAUUGACGAGUACAUGCGUAGCUUCUCUGACCUGCGGCAGGGCCUGGACCGCAGUGGAUCAACAGCAGUGUGCGUGUUGGUCAGCCCGACCCACCUCUACUUCAUUAACUGCGGCGACUCGCGCGCCGUGCUGAGUCGAGACACCAAGGUGGGCUUCUCCACCCAGGACCACAAGCCCUGCAACCCCCGCGAAAAGGAGCGCAUCCAGAACGCUGGCGGCUCAGUCAUGAUCCAGAGGGUAAACGGCUCCCUGGCUGUGUCCCGGGCCCUGGGGGACUACGACUAUAAAUGUGUGGAUGGUAAGGGCCCCACGGAGCAGCUGGUGAGUCCUGAGCCUGAGGUGUGUGUGUUGGAGCGGGCGGCCGAAGGAGACGAGUUUGUGGUGCUGGCAUGUGAUGGAAUCUGGGAUGUCAUGUCCAACGAGGAGCUGUGUGAGUUUGUCCGCUCACGACUCCUGGUGUGUGAUGACCUGGAGAAGGUCUGUAACUCAGUGGUGGACACCUGUCUGCAUAAGGGGAGCAGGGACAAUAUGAGUGUGGUGCUGGUGUGUUUACCCGGAGCUCCCAAGAUCUCAGAGGAGGCUGUGAAGAAAGAAGAGGAAUUGGAUAAGUACCUGGAGACCCGUGUUGAGGAGUUACUGGGGAACUGCGGGGAGGGGGGAGUCCCUGACCUGGUGUCGGUCCUGAGGAGCAUUGCCACAGAGAACAUCCCCAACCUUCCACCUGGCGGAGGCCUGGCCAGCAAACGGAGUGUGAUCGAGGCGGUGUACAACAAGCUGAACCCUCACAGAGAAGAGGAAGGGGCCUGUGCGGGGGGAGAGGAGGAGAGUGAGGAGGGAGGUGGCAGCACGGCGGCUCAUCUGCUGGAGGCACUGCGGCAGUUCCGCCUGCACCACCGGGGGCAGUACCGCACGGUGCUGGAGGAGUCCCUGGCCGCCUACCACCUGCGGGGGGAGAGCGCUGCGGAGGGAGCAGGGGAGGGCAGGAGGACCUCCGACGACGACGACGAUGACGGCCAGCAGCAGACUGCCUCCCCUCCCACUCCCCCCUCGCCCCCGCCCUCACCUGCCACUGCAGAGCUGGAGGCCAGCCCAGAUGUGCCCGUCCCUGAUCCCUACUCUGACUGAGCACCCGCCCGCAUACCAACCCACCCGCCCACCCAACCGACCCCAGAGCUCUAGUCAGACGUGCUAUGACCUCUCCUCCUCUUUCCUUCAUCACAGAACUUGAAUGGACACACCGGCCACUUCCUGCUUCAUCACAGUCUGCAGCUACAGCCACUGUUGCCAUUCAUGAAUAUUUUAAUAAUGCAAUGGAAAUAAAAACGGCCCCUCUGUCUAUUCAAGUUCUGUCUCCGAGCCACAUAUAUACCUUCCUCCUAAUGAGGACCCUUCCUUUUGUUUCCCCUGUCCUCUGACCACCUCCGCUUGGAUUCCUAAACUUGCCAGCCACUUUUACAACCUGACCACACAGACUGAUGUUUACAAUAGAAGAGAAUCAGUAACAAAUCAUUAUUACAUGCAAAAGUGGCUGGCGAGGCAAAAAUGAACGUUGCUCUUCAUGGCCUACAUUUACCAGUAUUGGCUUCUGGCUGAUUUCCCACUUGACCCCCCCUACCCCCCCUUCCCUUUCAGCCUCAACCCCCUCCCACACACACCUGCUUACAGUGGACGAACUGACAGAGAAAAGGAGCGGAGACCCUCUGAGCUGCAGCUGUGUUCAACACACUGCACUGUCUGCAGGCCUGCCCCAUCUACAGACUCAGAACACACUCUUUUGCGUAUAUGUAUGUAUGCGUGUUUGUAUGUCUGCAUGAGUUUGAGUGAUGGAGAAAGAGGCCAAUCAUCACUACUGAAAUGUUUUCUGGUAGCGGGUGGUACUUGAUUGUUAGCCCACUUAUCGGCAAGUUUAGCAGUCUGGGUACUGAAAAACUGGGCAGUCUAACUCCACAGCGACUCUUUCAUAGGUGGGUGUACACUUGUAGUUUGAGUGGCAUUUCAUUUAAAUCAUACCGUCACCACAUAUCCCAAAUUCCAUAUCACUGCAUUUUAAUACACUGCCUCACAGUCACCCACAAAGAGGUUAAAAUGUGUUUCAGGUUGUUGUUAUUCAGGUGAAUUUAUAUGUCAGUAACACUCAACUAUACUAGUUCGAGGUGACUAAAGGGGCCAUAAAAGUAACGUUUGUUUAAAUUAAAACAAGUCUGUAGCCACUCUAGCAACCGUGUAAGGCUGUAAAGUUCAUAACUAAAUUAUUGCAGAGAAAUCAGACCAGUGCUAGACGAAAUGUCGUUUUGUUUGCUGUUUGUACAGUGUGUCAUUUUUUCUUAGACAUACAGCAUCUUGUUCAAAUUGUGUGACGUGGUUCGGCUUGUCAGGGUUAGCUGCAAACUGCUGUGAGCGAAUCAUAGCUAAUAGUUCCAUAGAGAUCGCUCCAUAGAACAGCUCAGGGAAGAAGCUGCGGUCUCCUCAUUAAUGCUGGUUUGGGAGGUCAGACUGAUUUAUAAUUGCCAAAACAACCAAUAAGUCUUCAUUCAUAAACUCUUUUCUCUUGUUAAACUGAAAAAAAGAGGUUGAAGACAUUUCAGAUGCAGCAUGAAUCUCACUCGUUUGUCGCGUUUGUUGAAAUUUAUUUUCAAGUGUAGCGUGGGCUCAUUGUUGCCUGGGCAAUCAGCGCAAAUGUGAGACUUACGCUUUAUCAGUAGUCAAACUGUGUUUUUCGCUUCUACAAAAUAAAAGACUCAAAAGGGUGAAGACUAAAUGGUUGAAUGCCUUUGUGCAGGUUAACAACUUUUGGAUUUUAAAUGCGAUCGAAGACGUGUUAGCAUUAUAGCGCUAGCUGUUUUUAGCUGAAUACUAAUGGCAUCACUAGUAACAUGCUAUUGUUAGCAUUCGUCUCUGAGCACAGCUGCACUUAAAGGGAUAGUUUGGAUUUUUUAGAUUUAUAAGGUACUUAUCCAUAGUCAUUGUAUUGCAUACAGUAGAUGUCUGUCGGCAUGCCUCCAGUUUGGAGAAGCAGAUGGGAGUACUGCCACAGAAGCGAAACAGUGUACUGCUGUAGAUGGGGACGUUAGCAAAACCCACCUAAGCCACCUAAAAAAAUCAAAAUCAAUUUAGGUGUGCGAUAUAUUAAGAAUAUUUUUGAACACUUUACCCUGCUGUCAGGGGGUGCUGAAGCCGUUGUGUCCAUUCAUGUUCUCUUUAAAGCCAAAGAGCUGCUGGUCUACCACUGCCUCAGUCGGUUAGUUUAUGCGUCAUUGUGUGACUUUUGUGAAUGUGAACUUAUAAAACAUUAAUGUCACACAAUAAGACAGACAUGCUGUCCGUUCAAGGCAGCGUUAGACCAGCAACUCGCCUGUCCUGUGAGGUAAAACUACUGUUGUUGUUAAUGCAGUCUGGCCUUGAAGAGAGCCAUAUAACGGCUUCAGUUCCCCCGUCGGAAAUUGCUGUCUGACCGCAAAGUGAAGCUGUGAAAAUAAUUUCAACGUUGCAACACUUGAACUGAUAUUGACUUUUUUAGGUGGCUAAAUUGCGUUUUUCUGCUGCCUGCAUUCACAGCAGUAUUGCUUUACUUAAGUGUCGGUACUCCUGCCUGCUUCUCCAAACUGGAGGCGACAUGGACUGCCAUGGAUCAGUAUCUUGUACAACCUCACGUCAAAACACCUAAACUAUCCCUUCAAGUGAAGCUGUUCUGACAAAGUAAAUCUUAGACAGAUUAGAGUUGAACAGAGUCUAACUGUAGAGCUGAAUCCGAGAAAUUUAAGAUGGGGAAAAUGAAGUCAGUAGACGCGACGAACUGUCCAGCUUUAGGUAACAAUGUGGCCUUUCUUUCGGCGACACCCUCAGGCUAACAGAUUCAAUGUGCGGCUUACAUUACAUCCCUACUGUCAUACUGCUAGCGCGGCUGAAAAUGUCCACUGUAGUCAUUCUCACGUUUAGCACCUGUGCCAUCGAUUACACCUGGAAUCAGUGUCUUUUAUACGAGAUGACUGUGUGAGCAUCAGAGUAAAGCAGAUCUCCAGUGCUCUUGCUGACAGCCGCUGGUAGUGACUGCGGCAGGAUGUGUUUCAGCUUGAUAAAAUCCCACACGCAGUAUAUUUAAUUCCUCACAGGUUAUGACAUCGUCUGUUCCGAACACAAUCUGGAACUCUCGCCUCAUUGUCAAAGUUUGAUUCGAACAGACUGAACCUACAGCGUUCAUUCUUCUUUGAAAGCAGGUAGAGGGUUAUUGUAAGUCUAUAUAAAGCCCAGUACCCAGUGACCCUGGUAAUGCAUGCACUGCACUUAUCUUUUCAAUAUCUAAGGCACUUAACUAUCGGAGGGGAGGUUAUGCUAAACACUCCGCGUAUGUAUGUCUGUAUGUGUGUUUGUGUAUGUAUGAGUUGCAUUUGUAUGCGGUUACGUGGGCCAAAUCAGUCCCACCCACACAGUUAAAAUGACAAAUGAACAAAUAAAAAUGAUUUGAGGUAUAAUGCCAUGAUUUGUGUCAAGUUUGUGAGUAUUUCUGGAUGUAAUCUGACUGUACAGAUGUGUUUCUUGUCUUCUGGUCCUGUCAAAUGUGUCAUACCUUGCAAAUGUGUAGGUUAGGGGAACAAAAAAAGCAGGAAAAGUCAUAUUUUCCCUUUUUAAAUUGGCUUGCAUGUCACCAAAAAUCAUGAGAAUCGCUGUCACAGCCUGAGGUAAAGUGGUAGCAUUUGACACAGGACCAUUCCCUGAAACUUGUAGUGGAAUUUUUCAGUGUUUCUACCAUAUUUAAUGUGUUGUAUAUGUUUCUGUGUAGGCUGUGAAGUUUCCAGCUCGAGCAGAAAAUAUACCCUCACCUUCCUUGCCCUCCCCUGUCAGCUUUUAGCUCCAGCCUCGACUCGUAAUUUCAUCUCAGCAGCUCAAAGACGUUUUAAUCUGUCGUCUCCUUUAAAACAAUAGCAGCAAAACUAAACGCCUGCCGCUGCGUUGCAUGAGCUGGCGGCGACGAGCGGAGGGGGAGCUGCGUAGACUAUAGGGACUCCAUUCUCUCCAUUUCUCCCCUGUUUUUCAGUCUGACAGUUGGCCUCGUGAUUCUCCGCAAGGUGAGUCAUCAGAGGUCUGGGUUCUGGUUGUGUUAACAUACAGGCUGGGCAGGGGAAUAAUGUCACUGUCUUUCACCAUUAUCCAUCAGUCUGAGUAGAUAAACGAGGGCAGUGAGGUUCAACAUUAUUUAAGGCAUCAGGAGCUGUAUCUUAAAACUGUGUGCUCCAGAAGACGCAGAAAAAAAAACCCUAACACACCUCUCUCCAUCUCUUUCUCCUUUUUACUC